Molecule: messenger RNA, 1392 nt
Organism: Strongylus vulgaris
Lineage: Eukaryota; Metazoa; Nematoda; Chromadorea; Rhabditida; Strongylidae
Source: the annotation of a GenBank genome assembly
AAUCUUGAGGAAGGCGUCACCUAUUUCUUUGCUGUUUGGGCCGAGACAUCAGCUGGUAGAGGCACGGAGGUUACUGGAAAUGUCACUUUAGGACCGAACGCAGAAGGCCCACCACCUCCAACAAAACCAACACUCAUACCUGGACCAUCAUCAGUGACUCUCGAGUGGCGUGAUGAGAAAAGCAAUGGAAUAAUUGGACAUUUGAUUCAAGCAAAACUGGUUUCCAAGGAAACGAAUGCAGUCCAGCAGAAAAAGCGGCACAAACGUUCAUUUGGUCGACCAACUCAUAUUCAUGGAAUCUGGGUUACGUUGAGGGUAGUUGAAGGAGCUGGUCAACACCAUGAGGUCAGCUAUCGCGAACUCGAGCCUUCAAGUUUUUAUGUGUUCCGUGUGUUUGCUAGGAACGAAAAAGGAGUCGGAAAACCGAGUGCUGAGACAGAACAGCUUUUUGUGCCAGCUUUUAUACCAGAAGAUCCAUUCUAUACUACUUGGUGGUUUAUAGCCAUGGUUGCUAUGUCAACUUUUGUUGUUAUAGUACUGGUGGUGGCAUUCUUGUGUAUAACCGGAUCGGCUGCUAAAUAUAAACGUGAAAAGCGCGAUUCUGUUGACAGCAUUCACCUGGCCAAUGGGAACUUUGUGGCAUUCCAAAUGGAAGCCAGCCAUCGAGACGUGGGCAGAAGCAGAAAUGAGUUGUCGACGAGACCUGGAACGAAGCAGUCAUGGCUUUCUGAUCGAGAUCCACCUGCAUAUGGCAGCAUAUUAGGCGAUCAUGAGCGGCUAAGGGGUCGCGAAAGUAUCGAUGGUAGCGGAAGUGUAGUGAAUAUGUAUGGACUGGAAACAGAUGUUUUACCUCCUGCGCCAAGCCAAGAAGCUAUGCAGAGGACUCAAAAUGAGACCAAAUUUCCGCGUUAUUCCAGGCUCACCGCUCUAGUUGGAAGAGACGUGAGAGGGAGUGCCUAUGUAUCUCAGCGUGACUCUAUCGAUAUUUUAAAUAGGUCCAAAUACGGUAGUCGUUCGGACUAUGGAAAUCCGAUAAGCAGGGUACAAUAUUCCCGAGCAGAUUAUAGUACUAGGGUAGGCUACAGUCAUACAGAUAAUCCCCUUCAACAAGAAGAAUUUGCUGAUGAUUCGUUCGACGAUGAAGAAGAAAGUAGUAGCACAAAAGAGGAAGCUGAGAACAACGCUGAUAACAUUGCCAGUCAUUACGGUAGCACUGACCAAUAUCGUGAUACUUGGCGACGUGUAAAAGCUAAUGAAGCGAUCCGCACUGCUCCUCCUCCUCCCACAUCUUCGUCCAGAGCCGUCUCAACAGAGAGUGGUAGCGAGUCGUCCUCAACUUGGCAGCCCCAACCGGCUCCAAAUCUUUCCAGCGGGUUUUCAUCAUUCGUGUAA